GGUAGCGAGUCGUGGUGCAUUGACUUUUGCGCUGUCAGAAAGCUCGCUGAGAAAAGCCAUCGUCUGUGUCCGUCUGUUGAUGUAACUUUGGGAGAAAGACCAUUACUUGCUACGCUAGGGUCUGACAGUAGAUAUGGCGACAACUCAUUCCGUGUUAACAGCUGUGUGCGUUCUGCUCAUCACAGAGCUGAUUCUGGCUGACAAAGAUUACUAUGAGAUACUGGGCGUACCCAAAGAUGCAUCCGAUCGUCAGAUCAAAAAAGCCUUCCACAAAUUAGCCAUGAGGUAUCACCCCGACAAAAACAAAAGCCCAGACGCUGAGGCAAAGUUCAGAGAGAUUGCUGAGGCAUACGAAACAUUAUCAGAUGACAAGCGAAGGCAGGAGUAUGAUCAGAUGAGGAGCAGUCCAUUCUCGGGGACAGGCACAAGUGGAGGCGGCGACCACUUCCGUCAACCGUUCAGUUUUAAUUUUGACGAUUUAUUCAAUGGGUUUGAUGUCUUUGGACAAAAUCCUCACUCCCACAAUAAAAGACAUUUCGAGAGCCACUUUCAGGCUCAUGAGGAGACGCACAAAAGGCAGAGAAGACACUUUCAAAGCUCUUUUGGUGGCGGUGUGUUUGAUGAUGUGUUCGAUGACAUGGAAAGAAUGUUUUCAUUUGAUGGACACCAAACAAGGACUCAGAGCAAGUUUCAAAGUUCUGGAAGACAGCAUUGUAGGACCGUCACAGAACGGAGGGGCAACAUGGUUACUACGUUCACCGACUGCUCCUGAGUUAAAACCUUAAUGUGGAAAUGAAGCACGUGGGUUGUGUUUGUAAAGUUUAAAAUAAUUCUCUUUUUGUUUGUUUUUGAAUCUGUGUUUAUUAUCUCUGUAAAGUCUUCGAUAAGAAUCGCACAUCUCCUUAGUUCAGAAAACCUUCGUGAAACAAAAUAACCUGAAUGCAUGCUUAACUGCUUACACAAUAUAUUCAUGAUAAACAAACCACAGGGAAAAAAAAAUAUUCUUCAACAUCACUGUGAAUACAGAGACCUGAGGUUAAUUAGCACUUUAAUCUGGUUAUUAAUAAGUCUUAAAUUCUCCUAAAUUCGUAAUGAAGGCUAUAGACUUCAUCUCAAAUUAAAACAUAUGUAGUUCUCACGUUGGUUUAAAUCUGGGGCCCUUCGAAACACAAGAUUGUUUGUAUCCUGAGCUUUAUAAUUCAGAGAACGUCUACAUUUGUUUCUGUGCUGAGUGUGUGUGUGUUUGACUGAAUUGUUGCUUAAUGUUGCACAAUGUUGAUAGCAAUCUCUUUAAUUGCUGUUGUUGUAUACUAUAAUGUUGUUAAUAAGCAUAUAUGUUCAUCAAUUUGUAUAUCUUCCAUCUCAGCUAACAUGACACCCAAGCAAGCUGUGGCUUUUCUGACAGGGAAAUCCCCUGCAUGUGCAAUAAUUAUCGCAAUAUCAUUGCUGUUUGGGGAUCUUGCUAGCUGUAGGGUUUUCCUGGUAAAAAGAUCAACGGUAGGAUCAUAUUAAAUGCCAUAAAACGGUUGCUCUUUUGUAUCAGCUUUGGUAUCAUGUUUAAUUUUUUAAGUUGAUUUUGGGACAGUUACCCGAGGGCACUUUGUAAAUGACACGAGAGCACGCCAUGUUUAAACGUUCAUUCAGGUUAAACCCAAAUAUUCUACACUCCUUAUAAUUCUGUGAACAUGGCUCAUUUGUGUUGUUGAAAAGAACAAGGCUGUUUUGUCAAUUAUUUUAAGCAUGUGUCACGGAGCUUAACCUUACAAACUUUCUAUACCCUUUGUUACAACAAUUACCUCGUAUUAAAGCUUUCAAAUGCCAUGCAAUAUUAGAAAAAGCACCUGUAA
This is a messenger RNA of Triplophysa dalaica, 1847 nucleotides long. RefSeq names its product DnaJ heat shock protein family (Hsp40) member B9b (gene dnajb9b). Lineage: Eukaryota; Metazoa; Chordata; Actinopteri; Cypriniformes; Nemacheilidae. The transcript is spliced from 3 exons. Bases 134 to 772 code for a protein of 212 amino acids. Gene Ontology annotation, molecular function: protein-folding chaperone binding; misfolded protein binding. The record is from RefSeq and is a predicted model, not a curated record. Gene Ontology annotation, cellular component: endoplasmic reticulum.